Fonsecaea multimorphosa CBS 102226 is the source of this 1407-nucleotide messenger RNA. RefSeq lists its product as uncharacterized. The transcript has 4 exons. Gene Ontology annotation, molecular function: transmembrane transporter activity. The coding region runs from base 1 to 1407 and encodes 468 amino acids. NCBI's taxonomy places the organism in Eukaryota, Fungi, Ascomycota, Eurotiomycetes, Chaetothyriales, Herpotrichiellaceae. Gene Ontology annotation, biological process: transmembrane transport. The record is from RefSeq and is a predicted model, not a curated record.
AUGGUAACACAGACUGUUCUUAUUCCGCAACCGAGUGACGACCCGAAUGAUCCGCUCAACUGGCCAUGGUGGAAGAAGCACGCUGUGCUCCUCACAACGUCAAUCCUGGCAGGUAAUGGAGACUUUAGCCUUUGCCUUGGCUUCCCAGCGAUUCUGCCCCAGGCGGUUCAUUGGAACAAGUCGUACAACUCGAUGAACUUUACCACGAAUCUGGCCGUGAUUAUGGUGGGAGUUGGCGGCGUGCUCGCAAUCCCUCCGAGCUACUUCUGGGGCCGCGCUCCCGUCGUGUUCUGGAGCGUGCUCGCAAGCCUUCUGUUCACCCUCGGCAUCUGCCUGACGGACAGUUUCGAGACCUUUUACGCGCUGAGGGCGUUACAAGGGGCCAGUCUGACCGUCUGCCAGACCACGACGCUGUGCUACAUCAAGGACAUGUUCUUCCUGCACGAACACGCCCGCAAGAUCGGCAUCUGGCUCUUCUUCUUCUACGUCACGCCCUACGUGGGCCCCAUGCUGGGCUACUUUAUGAUCUCCGGCCUGGACUCGCAGUGGCGCCCACUGUACUGGCUCGCGUUCGCGUCGACGUGCCUUGAUCUGGUGCUGGUGCUGCUAUUCCUGGACGAGACUUGGUACCGGAGAGGUUUGUCCAUUGAUGAGCAGCCACCGCGGAGAAGCAGGUGGCAGAGAGUGGUCGGGAUUUGGCAGAUCCGACACCAUAGGGCGUACUUUAUGGGUGUCGUCCCAGCCUUUCGCAGGCUCUGGGCGGUUUUGAUCAAGCCGCUGAUGCUACCGAUCCUGGCCACUGGGGUGAACAUCACGGCGGCUGUCCUCCUGGGAACACCCCAAGAUGCUGGUGGCUACGGGUUCAGUCCCGAGGCCUCUGGGUUCAUCUACUUUGCCCCUGCCAUAGGCGUCACAUUGGGCGAGGCUCUGGGCCACUGGCUGAACGACUGGAACGCGGCAAGGUACACUGGACGGCACGACGGCCUGUUCAAGGCCGAAGCACGGCUACCCGUCACGUACCUAGGGACUGUCAUCAUGGUACCCGGCCUGGUGCUUCUGGGACAGUCGUUCGAGCACCUCCUCCACUGGUUGGGCGUCGCCUUCGGCUGGGGCAUCUACAUCUUCGGCGCCAUGCUGUCGAGCGUGGCCAUCACCGCUUACGCGCUUGAGUGCUACCCGCAGGCCUCCGGCGAGGUGUCGGCAUUCAUCAACUUCAUGCGCGUCAUGGGCGGGUUCGCAGUGGGCUACUUUCAGCAGCCGUGGGGCUUAAGCGUCGGCUAUGGCGCGAGUUUCGGCACACAGGCCGCCGUCAUUGUCGCGGCUGGGGUUAUUCUCACCUUCAUCCACGUAUACGGUGAGAAGCUCCGGAUUAAAGGCGGUCCGCUCAGAUUCCCUGGCUCGACCUGA